AUGCGAGAACCAAGCCAAGCCCCAUCGACGUUCACGCAGCGAGCGAAUCAGCGAAGUUUAGAGGGCGAGAUCGAAAACGUGCGCAACGUGCAGCGAACGGCGCUCAUCCGGCUCUUUUUACAUCGGCUUAGCUGCCGCUACCCUUCGCGCCUGCACUCGUUUUUACCUCGCCUCCAGGAUCGUGCGACACGAAUCUUCCACCACCUGUCGAGCACCCGACUCUCGUCGCUCACCAUGAAGUUUGGCAAGUACAUCCUCAGCCAGCAGAUCUCGGGCUGGGGUGCCUACUACCUCGAUUAUAAGUUCCUAAAAAAGAUCAUCAAUUCGCUCGAGAAGGGCAGGUUGGCAGAUGCUGCUCUCUUCGCGACCGGUGUUCGUCCCGAGGAAACAUCCAACGGCCAGCCCGCCGUCUCACCUCAGCCACAGAUCCUUCCACACGUUGAGGGCUCGGACGAACUUCAGAUCCACAAGGCCGCCUUCUUCUUCAAACUGGAGCGAGAGCUGGAAAAGAUCAACAACUUUUAUCUCCAAAAGGAGGCCGAGCUCAAGUCUCGCCUACAGACGCUCAUCGACAAGAAGCGCAUCAUCUUUGAAUCCCGCAACUCGUCCAAGCUGUCCAAGGAAUCGCCUUCCUACGUCGCACUCUACGAAGGCUUCCGCUACUUUGAAAAGGAUCUCAGCAAGCUGCAGCAGUUUAUCGAGAUCAACGCCACCGGUUUCCGAAAGAUCCUGAAGAAGUGGGACAAGCGCUCCAAGUCGCAGACAAAAGAGCUCUACCUCGCUCGUCAGGUCGAGGUGCAGCCUUGCUUCAAUCUCAAAUUCAUCGCCGAGCUCAGCGACAUUGCUGCCGCCAACCUGCUCGAGCUCGAGAACCUUUCUCACGGACGUUCUCUCAACGAGACGCUCGGAACCAAUGGCGCCAGUCUCUCUUCCGACAAUCGCCUCGACUUUGCCGCUGCUCAGAGCCAGGAUUUCGAUGCGCUUGCAGACCUCGAAGCCAACCUCGCAGAGGCGGUCAAGGCGGGCCGUGUCGCGCCAGCCACCGAGAUGAUCCGCAUCGCAGCACAGAAUGAAGAUCCCACCAGCGUCUCACGCAUUGUCUGGCGUGCUCUCCUUGAGGCGCCUCACGAAGCAGUGCGCGCCGCUCUCGAACACCAUCUCGCCGACUACAAGUUUGUCGACGACAUCAGCUCGCGUACGUGCCUGCACGAAUGCUCGAUGGCUGGCAAGCUCUUUCUCGUUCAGUCAUGCAUCGAGAAUGGUGUCGAUGUCGCUCAGCAGGACAUCUACGGACGUACUGCGCUGUCUUAUGCUGCCAUGGCAGGGCAUACCGAUGUCUGCCACUACCUGCUCUCGCUGCCCUCUAUCUCGGCCGCCACCUACGACCUCGAUGGUUUCUCUCCACUCAUUCUGGCGGUCAUGAACGGCCGCACCGACGCCGUUCGCAUCCUCUUGGACCACGGCGCUAGCGUCGAGCCCCGCGACGCCACUGACCUGAUCCCGCUCUGCCUUGCCAGCUCGGGCGGCCACGCCGACAUCGUCAAGUUGCUCUUGCAAAAGGGCGCAAAGAUCGUCUCGAACGCGGAGGGCUUGUAUCCGCAGGCCCUGGCUGCCCGCGCCGGUCACGCCAACUGCGUGCGCCUGCUCGUCGAAUCAGGCGGAGACCCGAAUGCGCCCGAAAAGGGUACACAGUGGACCCCGACCUUCUUUGCUGCCGAAAGCGGCCACGUCGACUGCCUCCAGGUCCUGCUCAAUGCAGGCUGCAACGUCACCAUCGUCGAUGAGAAGGACCGUACUGCCGCUUUCUAUGCUGCUUGGAACGGCAAGAUCGCCUGUUUGCUCCUGCUGCUCCAAGCGGCGCAGCAGAGUAAGACUGCACCGUCUGAGCGUCGACUCUCAAAGACUCAAGCCGCGAAAGUCAACACGUCUUCGGAUGCGGCAGACGAUCUCGACCUCGAGAUUGAUGGCAUUCCCGACUUGUCCCUCCCGCCGCCCAUCAUUCCUUUCCGCACUUAUGGUCACAACUAUCUCGACAAGCGCGCACUCGUGUCCGUGUCUCUCACAAACAACUCGGUCAAGCUGUACAAGCACCAGGACCCGAAUCGCCCCGAACAAUUCUCGACAUCGUCGCUCAAGCUCGUCAUGACUUCUCGACCCGACGCCUCGACCACUGCCAUCCCUCAUAACGUGGUGCUGCCUCUUGCCGACGAGCGUGAGGUGUUUUCGUUCCAGGUCGACCGGCUCGAAAGCUUCUCCAUUGAAUGGGAGCUGAUGCCCACCUUCGGCUCAAAGGUCAUCGGCAAGGCCGUCGCCUUGCCAAGCUCAUUCGAGGGCAUGACCGACCGAAAGCGCUUCGUGCUACCGCUUCAGGACGUCUACCUCAAGGUGGUGGGAGAGGUAUCGUUCGAGUUGGACUUUGUCAAGCCGUUCGACAGUGUUCAGCUCGAGAUCGGCGGUCGUGUUGAGACGUACUGGAAGAGCAUGUUGCCCGGUGUUGCAAGUGCUUCGAACGUCGGUCCGACGAGGAUGACCCCCAACAGUGGUGUCAGUGGCAUCGGCAGCUCCUUGAGCUCUGCAACAGCCGCUGGUCAAGGCGGGAAAAUACCCGCGGCAGCUGACAAGGGCGCAGCUUUGGGCUCCAGCGGUGCUGCUUCGGGCGGAACCCCGUCGGUUGGCUCUGCUGGAGCAGCAUCUGCAGCUGCACCACAGCCGACGCUGGUGACUGGAUCUUCGCUUGCGGGUGAAUAUCUGCGCGUCGUGGUACAGGUGACGAAGGACGCGAUAGCGGUGGUGUGGCCUGCGCCGUUCAUCCCGCUGCCUGGUCUGCAAGUGUACGUCGGAAGUGUCAAGGCGGAUGAACUGCUGUCGCUGGCCGCACAGACAGGGCAUUCGCUCGACUGGACACCUGCACAAGCAGCGCAAGCUUCGUGGACUGACUGGCAGCGUGCACUUCAGACGUCGGUCGUCACACUCGAGAAGCUCCUUUCCCUCCUGCCUGUCUCGGUCGGAAUCGACAUUGACGUCAUGUAUCCUUCUACGGCAGAGGUGCGCUCCAAUCCAGGGAUGCCCAAGAUGGAAGUCAACCAAUUCGUCGACACCAUCCUGCAUACCGUCUAUGCAGCAGGCACGAGCAAUCGCGAACAGAGCCGCAAGAUUCUGUUCUCUUCACGCUCACCCACCGUCUGCACUGCGCUUAACUGGAAGCAGCCCAACUACGCCGUCUUCUUUGCGUCGUUUUGCGGCAUCGAUGGCACAGCCAGCCUCGAGCAAGGUCAAUUGCUGCCUUCGACGAGGCACGAAACGGAUCCUCGUAGGGAGAGCAUUUCGGAAGCGGUGCGCUUCGCUAAGAGCAACAAUCUGUUGGGCAUCAUGGCCGAUGUGGCGCUGUUGAAUCACGUACCGCAUCUGGUGGAGAGCGUGAAGGCGAGUGGAUUGCUGCUGAUCACGAUCGGUAGGUUCAAGAAGCAAGAAUCAAUAGCGGAGGAGUUGGUGGAUGAUGUUGACGGUGAGGUGGAUCAGGGGAUUGUGCUUUGUAGGAGUUAG
Molecule: messenger RNA, 3543 nt
Organism: Pseudozyma hubeiensis SY62
Lineage: Eukaryota; Fungi; Basidiomycota; Ustilaginomycetes; Ustilaginales; Ustilaginaceae
Exons: 2
Coding region: 1-3543 (1180 amino acids)
Biological process (GO): lipid metabolic process
Cellular component (GO): cytoplasm; nucleus
Molecular function (GO): phosphoric diester hydrolase activity; protein binding
Source: RefSeq, a predicted model, not a curated record